CAAGACGCGUCUCACAGCAUGCGCCCAGAACAGUGGGCGGCCCUGGCGCCGACGGUUCACGAGGGCCGUAGGCAUUGCGCCCAACGACCAGAGCGGUGUAAAUAUUCCAUCAAGAACCGGCUGGAGCGCCUGGGCUUUUUGGAAUUAUUGGAGGAACCGGACGCCGGGCCCGCACAGCUGGCACUCCUGCCGCCGGAGGAGGAGGAGGAGGUGGCUCCUGAGGAGCAGCCACCAGCAGACACUGGCACUGGCGGUGGCGGUGGCGGUGGCGGUGGGCCCGGCUGGGGACCCGUGGCUGGUAGCCUGCACUGGCGGUGGUACCCACUGCCCCAGCCCCAGCCCCAGCCCCAGCCCCAGCCCGAGCCUGAGCCCGGGCCCGCAGCUGAGGCCGCGGCGACUGCGGCCGCACUGGCGGCGGCGGCUGCAAGCGUAUCCGUGGCGGCACGCGCGGCGCUUGCUGCGCUAUUGGCUUCCGAGGCCGAGGCGGCUGCCGAAGCCGAGGCCGAGGCCGCUGAGGCGUGCGCUGAGGCGGCGCGUCGGGCGGUUUACCACGGCGCGACUGCCACUGGUCAGGCGCCGCCGUGGCAUGGCUAUGGGGAUGAGGGGAAGGCGGACGCUGGGGCCUGGGCGGCGGCGGCGGCCAACUGUGGUGGCGGCGCCAGCAUUUGGCCGACGUGUCAUCAGCUGGCGUGGCCGCCGCCGGCAGCUGACCCGCACCCGCACCCACAUGGCAUAGGGCACAUGAGCGCGCAGCAGCACCCGAGACCCCAGGCUGCGGCCGCCGACUACAGCGGCCACCACCACUACCAAUUAGCGUACGACCAUCCGUACAACCUCGUGCACCCGUACCACCACCGCCCGUACCACCAGUACGAACCCCACCACCACCACCACCAUCACCAUGCCCGUCACGACCACCACCAUGCCCGUUAUGGCCGCCGCCACCGCGACUCGGCAGCAACAGUUGCGGACUCCUCACCCCGCACGGCGCGAGGCCGCAGCCGCGGCGGCGCGUCGGCGGCGGUGGCGGCGGCGGCGGCGGCGGAGCUUGAGCUGGAACCCGUUGGGCCGCUGCCGAGGGCCCCUCCUGCAGGGGCCGCUGGGGGUUGGCCAGGGUCAGCAAGGGGGUGGCCAGGGGGAGCAGGGGCCACAGGGGCAGGUCCAGUAGGCCCAGCGCCAGCAGGGGCGGCGGGCGGGUCCAGGGCCGGGCUACUCGGCGGCUGGGGCCCCCACAGCCCACUGCUGCCACCGCACCUGCGGCCCGGGCGCAGCGGCGGUGGCGGCGGCAUCAGCGGCAGCGGCGGCGGUGGUGGUGGCGGUGGCGGCACAGACAGGGCCCACCAGCGGGGCCUACAGCGCAGCGGCAGUAGCAGCGACUACCGCGGCGACCACCCAGACACCUGCAGCGGCUGUAGCAAGUACAGCGGCUGCUGUGACAGCAGCGGCGGCGGCCGCGGCGAAGACCUGCAGCUGCUGCUGCCGCCGCACCUCCGCGGCAUCGAGCGCGGCGGCGGGUGCAGUGGCGGUGGUGGUGGUGGUGGAGGGGGCGGUGGGUGCCGCCCGGGCUGCAGCGACGUGCCGCUGCUGCUGCGGGGCCCCGGCCCGCCCCGGGAGCGAGAGCCGAAGCUGCACCCCAAGGAACUGCCACCUGAGGCGCCCCCGGAGCCGGCCUCAGAGCUGCCGCCAGAGCUGCCCCCAGAGCCGCCGCCGCACUUGCGGCAGCAAAUGCGCUCCGGCGCCGCCACAAGAGCAGCAGCUCAACCGCAGGCCGUGAUAGCUACGGACUGUAACGGCAGCGGGCGCAGCAGCACCAGGAGCCCCAGAGGCACCGGGCAGCAGCAGCAGCGGGUUGCGGCCAGCAGCGUUGCGACGCGUGGCGCCGCAGCGGCCGCCGCGACCGGCCUGACGCUAGCACCGCCGCCCGUACAGGCGCCGGCAAGGGGCAUGGCACCGGGCCUGGCGGCGCCGUUGCCACUGCUGCUGGCGGCGGCCCCUUGUACGCCACCAGGCGGCGCCGCGCGCAGCAGCCCCACCCCGAGCCCCGCCGCCGCCGCCGCGGCUGCCGCCAGCAGCCGUCUGGCCGGCGGCGUCAUGGGCGGCGGCACUGGCUGCGGCUGCGACGCCAGCGGCGGCGUGCCGUCGUCGCCAGUGUGCACGUCCCCGGCAGCCCCGGUCCGGUCAGGCGCUUGCGCCGGCGUGACAGCAGUGGCGGCGGCAGCGGCUGCGAUGAGUGUGGACGUAGCGACUGAGCAGCAGCCUGCAGCGGCAGCGGCCACACCAGCAGCACCAGCAGGCACGCCGCCUCAGCGGCUGCGGUCCGCCUGUGAUGGCGCACCGUCACCGCCUCGGCUGCCGGCUGCCUCUGCUGGUGGACUAGGCUGCUGCUGUUGCUGCCCCGCAGCAGUAGGCCUGGAGGUUGGGUCAGACAUCACAGCGGCGGUUGAGGCUGGUCCUGAGGUGGCGGUUGAGGCGGUUGAGGCGCUGGCGGCGGAGGUGCCACUGGAGAUACCAGAGGCGCCGCCGGCGGAGACGACCCCCUCGGUACCGGAGGCCAGCCGGGGUGGCGGCGGCGGCGGCGGCGGCGUGGCAGUUUCGUCGCCGGUGUCGUCGCCAAUGGUGGUGGUGGCGGUGGAGGUGCCAGCAGAGACGCGGCCGGGCUGCUGGGGACACACGCGGCAGCCCGCAGCUGCUGGCAGCCUGGCAGCGGGAGUGGUAACAACAGCGGUCCCAGGUGCAGUUGCCGCUGACAGCGGAGCGGCGCCACCGGCCAUUGACAGCGCGGCCGCCGACAGCGCGGCGGCGCCACCGGCCGCAGUACCGAGAACGGACCCAGCCAUACCGGCAGCGCCUGCCACGGCCGCGGCAGGGCGGCAGAGCACCGCCGGCAGCAGUGCGGACGCAUUCCCGCAGCAGUGGCGGCGGCGGCGGAGCUUUAGUGCCGAGGUGGAGUUGGAGUUGGAAUGGGCAAUGGAGGUGGAUGAGUGGGAGUGGGAGGUGGAGGCGCCCGCGGCAUGCGUGCAACUGCAAGACAACGGCGCGCCGCCCGCGCUGGGCCCAGAGCGGCAGCCGCCGCCGGCACUGCCUCAGCCGCCGUUGCCGCCUCAGCAGCCGCAGGAGCCUCAGCCUCAGCAGCAGCAGCAGCAGCAGCAGCCGCAGCAGCAGCAACCGCUGCCGUCGCCGGCGGAGCGGCCGCCGCUGCUGUGCGGAUCUCGGGAAGCGGAGCGGCGGCCGCUGCGCCGGAGCGCGCCGCGCAUCGUGUUGAGCUGCAGCAGCAGCGCCCCUGCGCCCCCUGCCGCUACCAGUGCUUGCUCGGCUGCUGCUGCGGCUGCUGCUGCGGCUGCUGCCGCAGCUGCGGCAGACGGAGGCGAGGCUGUGACAGAGGCCGUUGUGAAGGCGGUUGUGAAGGCGGUUGCGGCAGACAUGGCAGCGGUGACGACGGCGACAGCACCGCGGGCCGCUGCUGCUGCAGUGCCGCUGCCACUGGCGGCGCCGCCUCCGCCUCCGCCGCCGCUGGUGCGGCGGUACCCGGAGAGCAUGGAAGUGCGGAUGUGGAGCCUUGAUGCCGAGGGCACCCAGUUCGAAUGGGCCUACGUCAGCACAGGCACCCACACACCGCCCUACGUCAGCACAGGCACCCACACACCGCCCUACGUCAGCACAGGCACCCACACACCGCCCUACGUCAGCACAGGCACCCACACACCGCCCUACGUCAGCACAGGCACCCACACACCGCCCUACGUCAGCACAGGCACCCACACACCGCCGCUGUCGCCGUCCUUAGAACCGCCGGAGCCGCCGGGGCAACCGCAGCCGCAGUCGCCGCAGCAGACGCAGGCGCAGCCUGAGGCUGGCCCCAGGCAGGCCGCUAGGAGCAGCAGCAGCAGCAGUGGCUGUGGCCAUGGCCGCUGUGGAGGCGGUGGGUGCGCGGCUCAUGGUGGCGCCGACCGUGGCAGCGGUCGCGGCAGCGGCUGGGGAGCCCAGCAGGCGCAGCAGGCCCGGCAGCCGCACCCACGCCCGGGCUGGGGCCAGCCGCCGCCGUGGCCACCGCGGCGUCACCGCUACCUGGUCACAGACCCGGCCUUGCGCGCGCGCCUGCUGCGCGUCACCGGCGUCGCAGAUGCCUACCUGGCCGGAGCCGCCGCCGCAGAGGGAGGCGCAGCCACAGCGGGAGCCGCGGCCACAGCGGGAGCCGCAGGCGGAGCCGCAGGGCCUGGCUGUGAGGGUCCCGCCGCGGACCCUGUGGGUGAUCCUGCGGACACCGGUCCCAGUGCCGCAGCUCAACUGCGGCAACAGCAACAGCGGCGGCGGCGGGCGGCGGCGGCUCUGGCGGCGCUGGAGGUGCUGUACGUGCCGCUGGCGGAGCUGGCGGCGGCGCGGGACCGCAUGGGGAGCGCCCUGGCGCAGGCGGCCAAGAAGGGGAGCGCCCUGGCGCAAGCGGCCAAGAAGGGGGGCGGGACGGCGGAGGCCAAGAAGGGGGGCCGGACGGGGGCCGCAGCCGCCGCGGACCCACACCACGACACCGACCUUGACCUGGAGCCUCCGGAUGUGGAGCCCCCGGAUGUGGACUACACCGGUCGGGACUUUGUGGUCAUCGCCGGCCGCGGCCCCGGCGCGGCGGCGGGCGUGCCAGAGGCGGUGGCGGUGGUGGCCUGGUGCCGCCAGAUGUGCGGCGGCGGUGGCGGCGGCAACGGCGGCGGCGGCGGCGGGAGUGCUGAGGGCGGCAGCGGCGGCGGCGGGAGUGCUGAGGGCGGCGGCGGCGGCGGCGGCGGCCGGAGUGCUGAGGGCGGGAGGGACGGGGUGGGUGCUGAGGCGGAGGAGCGGGCGGAGGCGGAGGCGGAGGAGGAGCAGCGGCAGGCGGCGGCGGCCAUAGCGGGCGGCUACUUGUCUGCCUGGCGGGCCGGGCUGUUCAGGGUGCAGGCGCGCGGCCGCAGGCGCACGGCGGCGGGCGCGCCGGGUCUGGGCGCGGCGGGGUGGACCUACAACGACUUCAACCGCACCCGCACCGGCUGGUAUGCGCACCUGUGCUCGCCCUACGCGCGCAAGCACGCCACCAAAGCCAACCAGGCCAAAGCGGACGCCGCACGACAGCGAGCCGCCGCCGCCAAAGCCGCCGCCACAGCCGCCAAACGCACCGCCGCCACCGCCCAGCGCACCGCCGCCGCCGCCGAGGCCGCGUGCUCCGCCGCCGCCACCCCCUGCGCGCGGGCGGCGGCGGAGCGCGCGCGCGCCAGCGCGCGCGCCGCCUCUGACACGGCGGCCGCCGCCGCCGCCGCCGCGCAGCGGCGGUCCGCCGCGGCGGCGGCCGCCGCCCCCGGCGGCGUCGCCAAAGCGGUCGCCUCUCGGCGCCGCCAGUUGGGCUGCCUGGUCCGCGGCGUGGCGGCGCUGCUGUGCCGCCACUUCCCGCCCGCCUUCGCGCUGCUGCUGGCCUACCACCGCGGCCGCUGCAGCUACCUGGGCCGCGGCGCCGGGCCCUUCACCACCAUCACCGCGGGGCUCAACUACUACAACACACUGCACCUGGACCCGCGCGACCCGCCGCUCUCCUUCAUCACCUGGUGGGGCGCGGUGGUGGAGCGGCGGCUGCUGGCGGCGGCGCCGGGGAGCAGGGGGCAGGCGAAGGAGGAGGAGAAGGCGGCGGGGCCGGAGGCGGAGCAGGAGAAGGAGCAGGCGGAGAAGGGGACGGAGGGCCGGCGGGGCGGCGGCAAGAAGGGCGUAACCCGCGCCGCGGCCGCCGCCAGGGCCGCCGCCGCCGCCAGCUCGGUGGCUGCUGGCAACAUGUGCGCCGCCAGCCGUGGCACCAGCCGUGGCACCAACCGCGGCACCAACCGCGGCAGCACCAGCACCAGCCGCCCUGUCGCGCCCCCACCCCUCUCUUCCUCGCCUCCGCCACUGGCGCUGCUGGGCAGCUCAACACCCGCCUCCCCUGCACCCCCUCCGCCUCCCCCGCACCCGCUGGCCCUGCGCGGCGGCGGCUUCCGCCUCGCCAACGCCUACCUGCAGUUCACGCCGCUGCCCGGCACCGCCCUGGCGCUCAACACGCGGCUGCUGCUGCACGGCACCUGCGCCUGCAGGCUGGAGGAGCAGGAGGAGCAGGAGGAGGUGGUGAUCGGGCGGCAGGGGGUGGAGGUGGUGGGGCGGCAGGGGGUGGAGGUGGUGGGGCGGCAGGACCGGGCGGCUGCUGGUGGCUCAGCCUGGCUGCAGCAGCAGGCGCAGCCGCAAGUGCAGCCGCAGGCGCAGCCGCAAGUGCGGGAGCAGCCACAGGCGCAGCCACAGGCGCAGCCACAGGCGCAGCCACAGGUGCAGCAGCGGCGGCAGCCACAGGUGCAGCCACAGGUGCGGGAGCAGCAGCAGCGGCAGGGGUCGCGGCUGGCUGUGGCGCGCAUCGGCAGCGCGCUGUGGCACCGGGAGGUGGUGGUGGCGGCGCACCACGUGGCCCACCAGCAGCACCAGCACCAGCACCAGCAGCACCAGCAGCACCAGCAGCACCAGCACCAGCACCAGCACCAGCACCAGCACCAGCACCAGCACCAGCACCAGCACCAGCAGCAGUUGGGCGGCGUGGCGGCGGGAGCCUGGCUAAGCAUGUGCCGGCGGGACGCCGCGGCGGCGGCGGCGCUGGAGGCACAGCAGCAGGGGCAGCAGCGGAACGGGCGACGGCGGAAGGGCCGGUGGCAGCAGCGGGUGGAGGAGGAGGAGGCAGAGGCGGAGGAGCAGGUAGCGGCGCAGGGGCGGCGGCCGGCGGCAGGGCGCAGGUCUAAGCGCAAGGCGCCGCAAGCGCGACCGGAGGAGGAGGAGGACAACGAGGAGCAGGGGGAACGGGAGCAGAGCGCGGCAGCAUCACCGGUGCCGGCGGCACGGGCGGCGGCAUGGGAGGAAGCCCACAACCGCGUCUUCAGCGGCGGCGGGGUGUUGACCCGUGCGCGGCAGCUGCUGCUGCAGCAGCUGUUGCAGCCACAGCCACCGAAACCGCAGCCGCAGCAGCCACAGGAGGGCGGGCCUGGCGGGCAGGCGUCGGCGGCGCCAGCACUGGCACCACCGGCAGCUGCCGAGGCGGCGCCGCCGCCGCCUCUGCCCCCGCCUCUGCCGCCGCCGCCGCCGGGUGGUGAGUGCGCUGCGGUGCUGCGGGAGCUGUUUGACGAGGCGGCGGCGCGGCCGUACGGCGACACGGGCGUGUGGGGGUGGUGCGAGCUGCCGCUGGCGGGUGGUGUUGAGGGUGAGGAGGGUUAGGAUGGAGGAAGAGGGGGUGAGGUGGUGGUGGUGGCGUGGAUGGGGUGGGGUGGGCUGUACGGAUGGUUCAAACACGUGUGUUUCGUGUGCUGUAUGUAUGUGUGUGUGGCGCUCCAUGCUGCCAGCAAGGGUGACCCCAGGUGGAGGUCGGUGAAGUUUGUGGCUUCACUUGGUGUGCGUGGCUGCUUUUCAUUCUUGGCUGCAUGCGUGUCUUCGGUGUGAUACGAACUGCGGGGGCGGAGGGCACGGCGCAGCACAGCGCGUUAGUCCUGGCCCCGCAGUUUGCGAAUGCGCGUGAACCGGCGCCGUGGUCUGGUAGGUCAGGCUGUGACGAUGUGCUAGCUGUGACGGUAUGGGCAUGGGUACAUGCAGACAUAAGGUCAUACAUGCAGAACGCACGGGGACACGCAUGGAUAGUAAGGUAUGGUUGUGGGUGUGGACGUGUUUUGGGGCGAGGCGGCCAGGCAGGCAUAGAUGACAGGACGCCCCGCUGGCCGCCGCAGCUCCAGCCCAUCCGUGCGUGCCUGCUGCACACGAAGUGGUGGCUGAUGAGCAAAGCGCAGGGGAUGGGGUGGAGUAGAAGGGGGGGGCGGGCAGUAGAUGGGCGGGGACAGGAAGGAGAGAUAGAAUGCGCUGAGAUGACCUGGAUGGCGUUUGCAUGGGUCGGCAGAACCGGCUGCUGGUCAAGGAGCCGUGUCUACUCGCUGGCCGGCACUGCUGGCGCCGGUGCAUGCCCAACGAGACCGCGGGCCGCUGCGGGCCAACGGCCGUUGAAGAAGGAGCGGGCGCUGAAGCCGUAGGGGGCACGAUCAGCAAGGCAGCUGGGGGAGCCGGGGAGAGUACGGUCGUAGGGGCGGGGCGCGGUGCGGAGGAGAGUGAUGCAGAGGGGGGCACAGUGCGCGUACCGUAUAUGUGCGUGGUCGGGUUCUGGCUGCUAGCUGUGCCACACACGUAAGUGCAUAGUCCGCAGGUGCAUUGCAUGCAAGCGUGCGCGUGAGUGACAUGUCCAUAUGUGAGAGAGCGGGGUGCACGUACGCAGUG
Messenger RNA from Chlamydomonas reinhardtii, 8271 nucleotides. RefSeq lists its product as uncharacterized. The coding region runs from base 19 to 7230 and encodes 2403 amino acids. Lineage: Eukaryota; Viridiplantae; Chlorophyta; Chlorophyceae; Chlamydomonadales; Chlamydomonadaceae. The transcript is spliced from 5 exons. The record is from RefSeq and is a predicted model, not a curated record.